Messenger RNA from Synchiropus splendidus (mandarinfish), 2086 nucleotides. RefSeq lists its product as uncharacterized. The coding region runs from base 265 to 954 and encodes 229 amino acids. The record is from RefSeq and is a predicted model, not a curated record. The transcript is spliced from 7 exons. Lineage: Eukaryota; Metazoa; Chordata; Actinopteri; Syngnathiformes; Callionymidae.
UCCGCCAAAUUUUAUUUCGAAGGCAAAUCUCGGAAGUCGCUUCCGUCCGCCGGCGCGCGCUCCCGCGGUGUUUUUAGGCGCGCUCGGCAUCCCGGUGAGCAGCCUGUCAUCCCCGCUGACGUCACAGAGGAUUUGCCACAAUGUCAAACGCCGCCACGACGAGCAUCCUCGAGUGCUCAACCUCUGCAUCUGCGUUUUACCUCGUCACUUCAUCCUCGCCAUGUGUUUGAGGUCUAUGUGAAUGUCAGAGCCAGGUCAGAGGUCAUGCUGAGGAGGGAAUCUGACUCUCAAGGCUUCUUUUCCUCUGGAGAGACGUCCAACAAUGACUGUGAGAUGGGGGCGAGCUGCGGUGAUGCGGAUGCGAUGUGUGUGUGCGAGGUCGGUCCUUGUACACUCUAUUCAGAAGCACACACGCCCACGCCGGACACCAGACUGUGUGAACACUGUGGGAGGAGCAGGCGGGUUCUAACUAGGUACUCGGAGGGAUACGGCACUGAGGAGGAGUGUGUGUUGUCUGACCCUCAGGGAGAGAGUGAUGCAGAUGCUGAUAUCGAAGACACAGAUUCCAGACUGCAGGAGCCUGGUUCGCUGCAGCGGAUCAGCUCACGGCGACGGAAACGGCCGCGCGUGGCACGACAAGACACCACUGAGAGUGAGGACGACGGCGGACGCAGUCACCGAUCGCAUCGCUGGAACCUGAGACUGAGUCCAGACAGGGCAAACAGCAGAACAAUUCUGGAGGAAAGCAUAUCCCAGGUGAGGCCGCUGGUCAUCUGCAGGACAAAUGCAGACAAGCAGAAAAGUCCGGAGGAGAAGGGCCAAUUCUUCAAAGGCCUGAUGUCACUGUGGCCGCCAACCUACUCCCUUCUAUUCGUCCUCCUGCUCCUCCUCCCUCUGUCGCUCUCUCUCGUCCUUGUUUUUGUGUCUUUCUUUCUCCCCUGGGCCAGCGCUUGACCAAAUGUCUGACCUAGUACAACAACUCAAGGGAACCUUCGUAGAGCUCUUUAUUAAAGCUUUGACUAUUUGUGUACAAUGAAGCAACACUAGCAGCUAGACAAAUCCAAGAGUUCUGGACGAGAAAGCACAACCGUACUGCACGCACGAUCGAAUAUCUAGUUAGAAAAUUCAAGGGAGGACUGACUGUGACUUCUUCUGUUUCUCACUGUUUUAUCGUUCUGUCAAUCUCUAGCAGCGUGCAAUGUCACAUGACAGAGUCAACUCUGCUCCCAGAGGAAUGUCUUGUUUCAGAAAAACCAAAACACAAUCAUUAAUCCCUUAAAGGCUUUCGCUUGGUUGAUUCUGUGACUGGGUGCAUCAUCAACAUUUUCACUCGAGUUUUCUUUACAUUCACAUGUUCGACUGAACAAAUGCACUCGCGCUCACUUGAGCAUUUAAUCGAGUUCAUUUAAGGCAAUCACAACAUGACCCCGUGUUUAUCUGCUCUAAUAUUUCCCCCUCCCUCGUCGUCUCAUUUUUAAAAAUAGCACUUCUCAUCUGGUUCCUUCCACCAACAAGCUACCGCAGGAGAGAGACCGUGUGGGAACAUUAGCAGGUCAGGUUGAAGGUGACGGUGCUCAACUAUGCAAACCCUUCCUCCCCCGGUGUGUGUGAGUCAUAGAUUUGCGAAAGGUUUUGUCUUUGCUGACCUCGGCGUGGAUGCUGCCGUCUGGGCCCCUGGUUCCUUCUGGACCACCGGAUCUGUAGUAGGACGCGAGCCCAUGUACAAAGCAAUAGAAGAGAUGGCUUGUGAUGUUUUUAGUGUUUUGUUCCACUCAGCCGACCUCAAUCCUCAGUGUUGAAACGCAGUCUGAACAACCUUUCUUGUCGCGUUUAUUUAUCAAACAAACAAACAUGAACUGGACAAUCAGUCAUGCUUCUCAUUUCAAGUGGCAAUAACAGGAAGAAGCCUUUUCUGGCGUCUCUGUCUUAUAUGUUUUAUGUUUCGUCCAUUUUUGUGUCAUUUUUAUUGAGUAUUCUGUCGAGAUGCAUUGGUUGCAUUCUCACAAAGGAACCUCCUUGUCUGUAGAGUCAAAAACAAAGUUGUAUGUGGUUGGUCAUCAGUGUGCCGGUCAAAGUUCAAUAAAAU